Messenger RNA from Gossypium arboreum, 2318 nucleotides. Its product is annotated as rhamnogalacturonate lyase B-like. The coding region runs from base 170 to 2197 and encodes 675 amino acids. Gene Ontology annotation, biological process: carbohydrate metabolic process. NCBI's taxonomy places the organism in Eukaryota, Viridiplantae, Streptophyta, Magnoliopsida, Malvales, Malvaceae. Gene Ontology annotation, molecular function: carbohydrate binding; catalytic activity. The transcript is spliced from 17 exons. The record is from RefSeq and is a predicted model, not a curated record.
AUUCCCCGUCUAUAUCUUUGUAAAGAUACCCCAGACACUUUGCAACCCAAAAGAAAAACAAACAAACAAAUUUCUCCAAUUUGGUUUCAAAACGUCUAACAUUGUGAAGCUCAUUGGAUUUUUUUUCCUUCUAUGGUGAAUCUGCUCUUCAAUCCAUCAAGAAUAUUGGAUGGAGAAGGUGGCACACAGGAGCCAUUUGGGACAGCUUUUUCUAUGGCUUCUAAUGAUAGUUGAACUGUCACUCUUUUACUCUGCAUGUUCUGCUGAAAUCCCAGUCAGAAAAAUCCUGAACCUUGGAGAUUGUAACCCUCAUGUCCGGUUGCAAAUAAGUCAUCACAACGUGGUUAUUGAUAAUGGACUUAUUGAAGUCACUAUUGAGAACCCAUCUGGUCAUGUGACAGGAAUAAAAUAUAUGGGGAUGGAUAAUGUGCUUGAAUGUGGAAACCCAAACUCUAAUAGAGGGUACUGGGACUUUGUCUGGGAUAACAGCACCUUUGACAAAAUGGAAACAAAACAUGUGAAGGUCAUAGCACAUACUGAUGAGCUAGUGGAGAUUUCCUUUACCAAAAAUUGGGAUUUCAGAACAGAUCAUCGCAAGACAGUUCCCUUAAACAUUGACAAAAGGUUCAUAGUCCGACGAGGCGUUCCAGGGGUAUACAUGUAUGGUAUUUUCGAGCGCCAGGAGGAUUUUCCGGAUGCACAGAUGUAUCAAUUAAGAAUUGUUUUCAAGCUCAAGGAAGACAAGUUUAGGUUCAUGGCGAUAUCGGACACCAGACAAGGGGUUAUGCCUAGGGGAGAAGAUCGAGAUAAUACUCGCAGUCAGACUCUUGCCUUCAAGGAAGCUGUUCUAAUGACCAAUCCAUCCAAUCCACAAUUUAGAGGAGAGGUUGAUGACAAGUACCAAUAUUCAUGUGAAAACAAAGAUAACAGGCUUCACGGGUGGAUAUCCGAUGACGAUGCGGUGGGUUUCUGGAUAAUCACCCCUAGCAAUGAAUUCCGAACUGGUGGUCCACACAAGCAGGACCUCACUUCUCAUGUUGGUCCCAUAGCUCUCUCUAUGUUUGUUAGUACACAUUAUACCGGGAUCGACAUAGAUGUAACAUAUAAGAAAGGAGAGGCUUGGAGAAAAGCUUUUGGUCCAGUUCUUAUCUAUCUUAAUUCUGCUUCUUCGGAUGAUGAUUGCCGCAAAACACUCUGGAAUGACGCUAAAAGACAGUUGAGUGAAGAAAUCGAAAGCUGGCCAUACAAUUUCACCCGAUCAGAAGAUCUUCCUCACGCUGGAGAUCGAGGAGAAGUUUGCGGUCAAUUACUAGUACGAGACAGAUGCGUGGAUGAGGAAUUAAUGCAGGCGCAAUCUGCCUUUGUGGGGUUGGCAGUGCCUGGAAAUGUAGGAUCAUGGCAAACGGAAGGAAAGGGCUAUCAAUUUUGGACCGAAACAGACUACACUGGCCGUUUCAAUAUUAAAAAUGUCCGGCCAGGGGAGUAUAAUUUGUACGCGUGGGUCCAUGGUUUCAUUGGAGACUACAAAUUGGAUCUCAACAUCACCAUACAACCAGGAAACAAGGUCAACCUGGGUACCCUCAUAUAUGAUCCUCCAAGAAACGGCCAUACAUUGUGGGAAAUCGGGAUUCCUGACCGGACGGCUGCUGAGUUCUUCAUACCGGAACCCGACCCAACAUUUGUAAACCCAUUGUGCCUCGAUGCCGCCGAUAAAUUCAGACAGUACGGAUUGUGGGAUCGCUACUCAGAUAUUUAUCGUCACGGUGAUGUCGUCUACACUGUGGGCGUCAGCGAUUAUUCUCGGGAUUGGUUCUUUGCUCAUGUUCUCAGAAAUACAGGGAAUAUUACCGACUUGUCAACAACCACAUGGCAGAUUAAAUACAAUCUCCAAGAUGUUAACGAGAAAGGAAACUACACUCUCCAACUAGCCUUGGCAGCAGCUUCGUAUGCUGAAUUACAGAUUCGGUUCAACAAUCUAGAUGCUAUUCAACCUUGUUUUACGACAACAAGAAUUGGUUACGAUAAUGCCGUAGCAAGGCAUGGAAUCCAUGGCUUGUACAGAUUGUAUAGUAUUAAUAUACCUGGUAAUAGAUUUAUAAGAGGGAACAACACGAUCUUUCUAACUCAGUCAAGAAGCCAUGCCUUAUUCGACGCAGUUAUGUACGAUUAUAUUCGAUUAGAAGGUCCUGCAGUUUAAUAGAUUAGCUAGUCAUGUACAAAUUUAGGAAGCUGGUUUAUACUCUUUCUCAUUGUAAUAUGGUUAUUGGUCAUUGCUAGUGAAAUUCGAGCAUGCAAGGUAGUCAAAUGAGAAAGAAAAA